AUGACUAUUGAAGUCAUCCGGUACGGCAACCCUACAAGGCUUGUACGCUUUUCAUCGGUCACCUGCAAUCCAUUGUUGCAAGUGGUACACCACUCUUCUGCGACCGAACGUAGUAUCGAUAAUAUCAAUGAAUUAGCCAGGGCAUCUAAAACAAUCGCAGUGCCUGAAGAGUCUUCCACGCACGCAGCGUGUGUGGAGUCGUCGGCUUCUUCCAGGGAAUCCGAACUCGCCAACUCAGUGAAUGAAGUGGACGAAUUAGCAGCGGUAGCUAGUACCAGCGCAGAGCCCAAGCGAUGUUUUACGCAUGAACCAAACCCUGUGUGGUCGGGCAUAGCUUCCGUCAAACCUGAAGAAACCCUGCCGUCGCCUAAGGACCAUGCCCGCUCUUCACGUGGCAGAAAGCGUGUUCGUUUUGCCACUCCGACUGAGAGCCAAUUGGAAGAUGAAGGACUCAUAGAUGAUGUUCAACCUCAAGCGACGUUGUUUCGUGGUAAUCAAGCAGCGAACUCUCGAGCUAGCCACAGUUCUCUUCCUGAGUACUACCAUCAGGCUUCAGUCCACAGUGAAAAUGAGAUUGAAGAAGUGGAAGAAGAAGAUUUGACCAAAAACGAUGAAGCCUUGGCUAGAGCACUUGAUUCCGCAGUUAAUGGUGGAAACGAUCAAGAUGAGAGGGGCAUGAACUUCAAAGAUGAUGAAGCUUUAGCUCUGAAACUAGCCAAGGAGGCUCAUGGGGAUGACUGGCUCACUUGGCAAACAGCUAUUCAAAGGCGACAUUCCCGACCAAGUAUGGCCGAGCGAGCACCAUCUAGAUUUGAAUAG
Molecule: messenger RNA, 819 nt
Organism: Puccinia graminis f. sp. tritici CRL 75-36-700-3
Lineage: Eukaryota; Fungi; Basidiomycota; Pucciniomycetes; Pucciniales; Pucciniaceae
Exons: 5
Coding region: 1-819 (272 amino acids)
Source: RefSeq, a predicted model, not a curated record